Mangifera indica (mango) is the source of this 651-nucleotide messenger RNA. RefSeq names its product pentatricopeptide repeat-containing protein At1g63080, mitochondrial-like. Lineage: Eukaryota; Viridiplantae; Streptophyta; Magnoliopsida; Sapindales; Anacardiaceae. The record is from RefSeq and is a predicted model, not a curated record. The coding region runs from base 98 to 643 and encodes 181 amino acids. Gene Ontology annotation, molecular function: protein binding. The transcript is spliced from 5 exons.
CUUCUCCACUCUUAAGCACCAUUCUCAACUUUAUAAUUUCCUUCGUGUAAACUGCAGGUCAGGUCAAAUUGAUGAUGCUAGAAGGCUAUUUGAUUCCAUGGCAAGUGUGGGGUGUAAGCCUAAUGUUUUUAGCUACAAUAUUUUGAUGGAGGGUUUAUGCUUGACAAAUAAAAUUGAUGAUGCCAAGGAACUUUUAGCCUCAAUGUUGAGUAUGGGAUGCACACUUGAUGUAGUUAGCUACAAUACUCUGAUCAAUGGGUAUUGCAAGAAUCGAAAAAUUGAUGAAGCCUUGAAUCUUUAUGAGGAAAUGACUUCAGAGGGAGUUAGGCCAGAUGUUGUUACUUAUAGUACCUUGCUAUCUGGGUUUUUUAUGAACGGUAAUAUCAGACAUGCAAAAAAGCUAUUUGGGAGACUCAAUAUUGCUUGGGAAAUGUUCAAUGGAUUUUGUAAGGAAGGAAAGUUAGAAAUGAAUAAUGAGACUUUAAAAGUGGUGGAACUUCUUCACAAAAUGAAAGAGAGAAAUGUGAAACCAGAUGCAUCCAUAGGUUCAAUAAUAUUAGAUUUACUGGGAAAGCAUGAAGAUUAUCGUGAAGUCCUGAAUUUGCUACCAUCCUUUUCAACCCAAGAACCAACAGGAUGUUGAUUGUUGAG